AGAUACAAAGUUCAGCUUUUAGCAAACCUUACAUGGUGCAACUCUUUCGAAGCGACCUUUCAAAUUUGGUCAAUGUGAUCCGUAUCUGUAUUCCUCGUUAGUGAAAAAUAGAUGCGCCGCAGAAACCAGUUUUAGACGUCCCCAACACGAGUACUUCUAUUUAUCGGCGCACUGCAGAAUGUCGAAUCGCGACGCCAAUGCGCCAGGACCACCGCAAAUCCCACACGAGUCUCGUGCUCCCAGAAAGUAGCUCGCGUCAUGACUAUCGUAAUGGCGACACGUACUGGAUUGCCUUUUGGUUCGCCGGACCACUAUGGCUUGCUCAGAUGGGUAAGUGGUCUCAACCGGGACAAUGUGCAGCACAAAUCUGUCUUGCACCAGAGGCACAUUUUUCAGAGGCCGCUCGUCCUCGCCGCAGCGUUUGAAUGAUGAGGUGCGUCAGACCGGGGCUUGACUCAUCCAAGGCGAUUUGGCGUUCUUUCGUAGGUGUAAGUAUGAUGCUGUGCUGCGCAAGAUGAGCAAGGCCUUCUAUGCACAAGAUGAUCUGCAUGACUAUAGACUAGAAAUGGCCGCGGUUGAGAGUUAUCCAGCGACUGGGGUUCUUUCAUAACCACGAGGAGGCAGAAGAUUUGAAGGGGGAUAGCUACCGCGAGGAAAAGGAGCACGAGUUCCUGCGGUUUCUUGGAGCGGGGCUGUUUGUGCGCAUACGGCUGCUGCUGCAGACUCUGGCGCAAACCGUUAGCGACCUCUGUUGCGAGGCGAGCAAUGUGGCACUGUCCGCGGUGCACGGAAGCAACUCGUCAAGUAGUCAUGGUACUAGCUACAACACGUCGGCCGUGUCCGCGCCACCGUUCCGGUUCGGAGGCGCGUUCGCGUAUCCGGUGUUCUACACCUGCGUGGCGAGCUAUGGAAGUGUCAGAGUCGAAAUUGACAAAGUCGAAAAAUUUGUGAUGCACAAAAUCGAUUUCAGUUGGAGCUUCAGUUUUCAAGUGGCGCGUGACAAAUUUUGGGAGCACCCAGGUCCAGUCUGUCAUGCUGCUUGGGCAAAGAAGACUGCUCCUGUCAUGCUACUCUGGCAGCGCAUUGCUUUGCAUGCCCCUAAACAGGCUGACAAUCGGUCUCAUUUGCCUGCUCCCCAAUACAGGCCUUCAGUGCCCUACAUUUUAUGCAUCACAAGUUUUUCGAUUUUGUCGAUUUCGAUCCCGCCACAUCCAUACGAGCGGGAUCAUCUACUGGCAGCGGGCGAUUUUGUCCAUCAUCAUGGUGAAGGGGUUGGCGCAGGAUUUCGAGCUGAGCACCUACGAGCAGGGCGAGGUGUUGUCUGCCUUUUUUGUGGGCUACAUCCUAGGUGGGUUCACCGCGAGCCGGGUGCUGCAGCGCAACCCGAUGCCGUAUUACCUGCCGAACUUCAUUUUGAAAUGUUCCCUGGUGUCGUCCGCCGUGUGCACCCUGUACAUCGCAGUGCUCGCAAAGACGAAGGCGGAACUGGAGUACGCGCGUCUCAUCACAGGUAUCGGGCAGGGCUUCUUCUUCCCCAGCUGCUACGUGUUGCUCGCCCAGGUCGUGGAGUCGCCUGGGCGCAAGACCACCGCGCUCGGGCGGAUGGGGGCCGCGACGCCCGGGGCGGUGGCGUUGACCUACUUUGUGUCCGCCGAAAUUCCCGAGUGGCACCACGCCACGGCCAUGUCGGCAUUGUCUGCCGUGCCGCUGGUGCUGUGCAUGAUCUUCAGUCGCGCGGAAAACAGGUACUUUGUUUCCAGUGGCAAUUACGAGGUGGUGCGAAACGCCAACGAUGACAUCGCCUUGGACGACUUCGCCGGCACCGCGACGCGGGCUGUAAUGGACCACGGAAAUAACCUGGACCCGCUGGAACCAUCCACCGUCUCCCCGAGCGUAUGCAUUGCAAAGGUGCUGAUGUUCUUGAGAAAGUUGAACGUUGAAAAGUAUCUUAUCAUAAACUUGCAUCAAUUUUUUUUGACUUACCUCCCUCUUUAGCCUGAGAAGGACCAGUGGAGAGGUAGCUCGCUGCGAACUUUGCGUAAACGGAAAAUGUAGUUGCUCGCGCACGACGAGCAGGUGGAAAGGAUGUCCGUUGUCGUGCAAAGGUCGUGGUUAUCUUCACGGACCUGAGUUUGAAUGUCAACAUCGGAAGGAUCAAAAGGCCGACUCCUUUGUACAGCAUAGCACAACGCUAGCAGUUAUGGAUUGUAAAAGUGUCUGGGUGUGGAAACUUGUGAUGCUGGGUGGCGUAUCAUGAAGAGGCCACAGGUGCUGGCUCAGCAUGACAAGCUUUUGAGCUUCUAGGUGUUGCCCGUUCUGCAUGACAAACUGCGUUUCUGCAGGACAGCAAUGUGGGGCGCUUGGGUAACGUGCAUGACAGAUUUAAGAGUCAUGCCAGACAAGCAUGACAAACAUGCACUCUUCCAGAUCCAGACAUAUUUGCAUUUGAUAGCAGUGAAAUGGACGCGGCAACGGGUUCGACUUUCGACGCGACCACGGCAAGUAUCAUGACGACAGCAACGGUAACCGCAACAAGUUCUAUCAUCGGGCGGCCGCAGCUUUCCCUCGACGGGUCGAGUGACCCCUUUGCGAGCCCGCGCGGUGUAGGGCGCGAAGCCGGGCAGAGAGGAUCAUCGCAGGGCCCCCACCGCGGGAUGCCACCGAACGCUUCGCUCGCGGGGUCGCUGAACCCACAGAAUUUCGGAUCGCUGCGCGCUAUGUGGUAUGAACUGCAAAAAUGUCUGGGUCUGGAAGAGUCGCGGCUUGUCAUGCACAUUUUGCAUGACCCGUGAGGUCUGUGAGGCUGGUGCUAGCAUCACAGAUUUUUUGAGAGCUUCUUGAUGCUAAUUACGCAUGAGAAAUGCCCUUUCCGCGUGCCAAGAACUGAGUCCUCUUACUGCUCAUGCAACACAGAUAUUUUUAGAAUUCUCAGACAGCAUUGCAAGUUCCACUCUUCCAGACCCAGACAUAUUUGCAAUCCAUAUGUGGCAGGACGCGGGAAGGUGGCUCUCCGAGACAUGGUACGCCUACCACCGCAUUGACCAGCAGGCUAUCAAAUGCAAGUGUCUGGGUCUGGAAGAUUCCGAGAUUUGUCAUGCAGUUUUUCGAAGCUCCCCCACGUCUGGAAUGGCUGGCCUAGCAUCACAGGUUCUGCAGCCCCUUGGUGAUGCCUAUUCUGCAUGAGAGACGCCCUCUCAGAAUGGCCAGAAAUGGGGACCUCUUGCAAGUCAUGCAGCACAGAUUGCUGUAUGAUCCGCAACACGCAUCACAAGUUCGGAUCCUUCCAGACCCAGACAUUUUUGCAGUUGAUACAGGCCGAUUGGAUUCAAUUUGCUGGGUAUCCAAAGUGAAAAAAGCCCUCACGACGACCCCUUUAUUCAAAAGCGAGAUCAUUCCUCUUGCUGCUAGAUUUGCGUAGUACACAAAGAAAUGUAUUGCAGAAAUUGCUUUUUUGAACUUGUUUCUUUCUCUUUGGUACGUAGAAGGGUAGAGAUAAUUCAUCCGCAUGGCAGACAUAGGCAAAAGCGCAUUACAGACUAGCGGACGAAGACGAACAGGCCGGAUGGUUUUCAACAUUUGCCACGUACGCAAGAAAAAGCAAAUGGGCUGAUGUGGAAAAAUAAAAAAACAGCCUGCAAGAAGAGAAAGGCUACAAAUCAGCAUCACAGAUUUUCGUUUUGAGUAUGAGGAGGUUGGAUGUUUACGCACAAUACCGUAGACUACGUUGUUCCUGCCGUGACCACCUCGCCCAAGCAAUAUGCAUUGCAAAUAUGUCUGGGUCUGGAACGUGGUAACUUGCCAUGCUAAAUCUGAAUCAUGCAAAAAUCUGUGUUGCGCAGUUACCAAAAGCCGUCGACUUUUGACCAAGUUGAGAUGGAGUUCAGUUUCUCAUGCAGGAUAGGCAUGAUAGAGAUCUUAGAGAAUCUGUCAUGCUAGGACCUGCAUUCCAGACCUCAUGGGUCAUUCCGGAACCUGCAUGACAAGUUUUGCAAGCUUCCAGACCCAGACAUAUUUGCAUUCCAUAAGCAAAGCAAGGAGACCACUGCGGGCAUGUCCCUGUACACCGCUACUAAGGCGGGCGUCGUUGCCGGUGCCAAACGGAGCGAUGGCGGGGCUGCCCUCGUGGGUCCGCCGAGCGCUGGCGGGGCUGCGCCAACAAGCACAUCCUCCAUGAGCAAGAGUUCCGCGGUAGGGAUUGAAAUUUGGCCCAUCGAAGCCUGCCCCCGCGUGCCAGGAUCAUUUCGACUUUUCUGUGCAGAUGUAAUAUGUGCACGGCAGAAGAAGUACUACAGCCUUUAUGUUUAAUAUACAUCAGACCCCGUUCGUUUUUACUUGCCUUCGCUGCGUUUUCGAUCCAAAUUCUGUGUCAUCAACACGGAGAUUGAUUGCAGCUUUCUUGCAUUUACUGAUUUGUAAAAGACGAGAGCAGAGCAGCACCAGCAUCAGAUGAGCAAUCGUCUUCGUGCGCGAGUGGGCAGCUCUAGCCGCGCACAUACAAAAAAUGCCCUCUGGGGCGGGGUGCGAGGAACAGUUUUCGUUCGAUAAAAUACUGCCACGACGUACGCAACCACAAGCAGCAAGGUCCACGUUGCCGAUGGACAACUCGAUGCGGAAGAAAUAAUAGACGACGCCGGGGUGGACGACGAGCGUGAGUUGCCAGUUCUCGUGAAAAAUACGGACGAUAGUAUCAGAGGAAUGAACGCUAGAACGUUUGAUGCGCGAAAUGCGACACCCGCACAGGUCCUGUUCUUCCUAGUAUCGAGCAAGCCGUUCUGCGCGAUUAUGGCCUGCCACUUCUGCCAUAACUGGUGUAACUUUAUCCUGUUGGCAUGGCUCCCGACUUUCUUCGGCAAGAAAAACGUGGUGAUGUCGGCCUUUCCCUACCUGCUCUGCGCCAUCGCAGCACCUAUCUUCCCCUACUACUGCGAGCGGGAGCUCGCCAAGCGCCGUGACUUGUGGCAUGUGCGGCGCGAGCUGGCCAUCGUCGCCCUUCUUUUCCCGGCCAUCCUGUUCACCUUCAUGCCUUUCGUGCACGAUCAUCGAACGCAGUCCGCCAUGUUCUCGCUCAUACUCGUUUGCGGUAUAAAAAGUGCUUUUUUCGGUAGAAGUUCUUCUUCUUGCAAUAUGUUCUCAGCGGCGCUUGCGUGCUUCCAGUUCCACGGCCGAGGGAGCACUUGACUGGCAUUGUUCGGAGCAACUUUUUUGUGAAGGUGAUUUUUUAGUAGCACAUUAAAAGUGCAGCGCAAGUGCAAUUAGAGCGAAAUAAUACGAAUGAAUUCGAAGCGGUACUAGAAGGGACGCAAUUGAAGCAGAAGAAGGAGCCGGUUAUAGGCACAAAAAAACAAAACUCGUCUGACGACUACAUGCCCAACAGGUGCCGCUAUCCAUUCGUCGGUCCUAGCUGGGCCACUCGAUCUUGCUGGGGAAUCGCAUGUUGGCACUCUGCUUGCCACGACAAAUAUGGUCGGGGCUAUUCCGGGAAUAGUCGGGGUACGAGCGUAUGCUGCAAAAAAUGUUUCCCGCCACUCCAACUGCAGAGCAAGAUGAUUAGAACGAGCCUUAGGCAGUAGAAUUCAUUGCAGACUGUUUUUAUCGGUACCUACUGUUUUGCAUGGUGCCACGGCCACGGGUCAGCGAGAUGCUGUCGCGCCCACCAGAACUACGUCGUUGAUAUUGAUUUGAUACAUCAUGGAGCUCGUCGUGGACACUUCUUUUAAAGUUCAACUUGAACGUAAUUCUUGCCUGGCAUACAAACUCAUGUUGACGUGCCAGUGCACAUGGCUCACAGGGACGCAGAAGUGUUGUCGUGCACCCUCGAGUUCUUGCAGUGAUGGAGACCGUUUUGCAUUCGAUUGAGGGGCGGCCUAUUUCAAGGAAAGCUUGGGGUGGGAAGGUGUGUUCAUCAGCUGCGCGCUGCUGUACUACGUGGCGAUCGUAAUCUACCUGAACUUCGGCAGCGUAAAACGGCUUGUAUAGGUGGACGGUAGCGAGCGAGGAGGAGACCUACGUACUUCCGCAGACCCUGGUACAACUCCUCGCCACUGUGCUGGCCAUGUAGCCCAGUUUGGUAGACAGCCUGUAUGCGACGUAUUCGUUCGAGCGACCACGCGCAACGAGAGGGCAACAACAGAUCCAAAUCUCCGUUCGCAGCAGGCAGUGGUGGAUGGCUGUUUCCACGAAAUUAUCUGGCCAUGACCGUUCCCGUAAUUAUACAAAGACAAGCAAGGGCAAACAAGUUAAUACUGACCUACCACACCUAGUGACUGAUCAUCCUUAUCAUGCAAGGGAUCGCUGGAGUCAUACGGACUGAAAUACAAAAACGAAUCAUGACGCAAUUCAUUGCAAAUCAACAACUCAGUGUUGCAAAGCAAGAGCAACUUCUAGGGUUUGUUCUGUCACUUUUGUUCGC
Molecule: messenger RNA, 6409 nt
Organism: Amoebophrya sp. A120
Lineage: Eukaryota; Dinophyceae; Syndiniales; Amoebophryaceae
Source: the annotation of a GenBank genome assembly